This is a messenger RNA of Paramacrobiotus metropolitanus, 1092 nucleotides long. RefSeq names its product transmembrane protease serine 11D-like. Lineage: Eukaryota; Metazoa; Tardigrada; Eutardigrada; Parachela; Macrobiotidae. Gene Ontology annotation, molecular function: serine-type endopeptidase activity. The record is from RefSeq and is a predicted model, not a curated record. The transcript has 5 exons. Gene Ontology annotation, biological process: proteolysis. Bases 81 to 1073 code for a protein of 330 amino acids.
CCGUGGCAUCAAUAACGCCGGUGCAUUUUGGUCUGGAGGAGGUGUCGGCGGAGAACGGAAAUGCUUCGUAUAAUUUUAUCAUGCGGAGACCGGUUGGACUGUCGAAAAGUACAGCAGCAGGAUUUGCCGCGGUGCUGUUCAAUGUUGUCGGAAACAUCACCGGUGUGGCGCUCAACAAGACCGUGGCCACGAUGCUCGUACCGGACACGACGACGUCACCAGCGCCAUUCACACUGCAGUGUCCUGAUGCACGAGGCAAUCGGCAGUUCGAUCUGACGAACCUCGAUCCUUCUGUAGCAUACAGAACCGCGCCUAACGAGCACCGCCAAAUUGUCGUGCUAAUGUAUUUAAAAGGUGACCUGGAAAAGUGCAUCGGCGUUCUGUUGAACUCGCGCUGGAUUCUUACAUCCUACGAAUGCGUCUCUCAAGCUGACCCCAUGAUAUCGCCGGGGGAUUGGGCGCUAUUCACCGACCCCAGCUCCAUGGAUCGGAGCUCCUUCCAUAUGAUUCGACGGUUUGUUCCCCAUCCGAAUGUUAAGUUUAAUAUCUAUUUUUCCAAGCACGAUCUGGUGUUGGUGGAAGCCGUGGAAAGCUUAAUAAUAGGCUCCAAUCUGGGGAAAAAUGCGGCUGUGUGGAUGCCGAGGAGUUCGGUAGCGCUGAACGCGUCGUGUGUAUCCUAUGGAUACUUGCACUCAAGAACGGAAAUUCCGGGCACGCGGAUGACUAAACGGCCGGAAGGGCAACUUUAUUUCUGGAAGACUCCGCUGAUAUCGACGGAGCAGUGCAAUCAAGCUGGCAAUUACAACGGAUUGAUCACCGACUCGAUGGUGUGUGGCGGUUUCCGCAAUACCACGCACAGGAGUCCCUGCAUGGGUCGAGUGGAUGGCGCGCCGGUAAUUUGCCGGAAUGCCGAGCAGUUAUGGGAAGUGGUGGGGAUCCGCAGUUUCCAGCCGGUGUGUGAUUCUCUCUGGAUGGCCCCCUCGGUGUACACCGACAUCUACCAGCACCGGCAAUGGAUCAGCGAUGUAAUCGGUCCUUAUCUGACCAUGAACCAAAUGACCACAGCCGAAUAGUUUUGUUAAGUGACAUAAU